AUGAAGCGAGAUAUCAGCAACGUCACACCCGCCACCAACGGGACACACGACGCGGAUAAAGCACACACGAAUGGCGACCAUACCGAGAGCCAGCCCCUCGAUAUGGUUAUCGUGGGGGCCGGGUUCGCAGGAGUAUACCUGCUUCAUCAACUGAGGAGACGGGGUUUCAAGGCGAAGAUCGUCGAGGCCGGCUCCGACCUCGGCGGCAUCUGGUACUGGAACCGCUACCCGGGCGCCCGCGUCGACAGCCAAUACCCCGUGUACGCGCUGUCCAUCCCGGAAGUGUACAAGGACUGGACCUGGUCGUCGCAUUACCCGGACCACGCCGAACUGCGCGCCUAUUUCGAGCACGUCGAGGACCGCCUGCACGUCAAGAAGGACUGCGUCUUCGACAGCAAAGUCACGGCCGCGACGUGGGACGACACGACAUGUCUGUGGACCAUCACGUGCGAGACGGGCCGGACGUUCACGACGCGGUACUGGACCGCGUGCACGGGAUUCGCGGCCAAACGGUACUUUCCGGCGUGGGAGGGGCUCGACGACUUCAAGGGCGUGAUCCACCACUCGAGCUUCUGGCCCAAGGAGGGCGUCGACGUCAAGGGGAAGAGAGUCGCCGUCGUGGGCACGGGGGCUACCGGCGUGCAAAUCACGCAGGAGUGGGCCAAAGAGAUCGGACCGGACGGCCAUCUCAAAAUGUUCCAGCGGACGCCCAACUACGCGUGUCCGAUGAACCAAGUCUUCAUGACGAAAGAAGAGCAGCUCAAGCUCGUCGACGAGCUGGCCGAUCGGUUCGCCGAGCGGAACAAUUUCUACAAUGGCUUCUUGUACCAGUGGCGCGACAACCUGACGUUCGACCACAGCGAGGAAGAGAGACGCGAGUUUUAUGAGAUGCUAUGGAAGAUGGGCGGCUUCCGCUUCCUCAUGAACAACUACUACGACAUGACGCGCGACAGCGUGGCCAACCAGACUGCCUACGACUUCUGGCGCGAAAAGGUCCAUGCUCGCGUACACGACGAGCGCAAGGCCGAACUGCUUGCCCCAAAGGAGAAACCUCACCUGUUUGGCGGGAAGAGGUUGUCUCUCGAGCAGGAUUUCUACGACCACUUUAAUAAGCCCAACGUCGAUGUCAUCGACACGCGAACCAACCCCAUCGUCCGAUUCACUCCGGACGGCAUCGUGCAGGAGGACGGCACGUUCCACGCGCUGGACGUCAUCGCGCUGGCGACGGGCUUCGACUCCAUCACCGGCGGACUGAAGGACAUGCACGUCACGGGCGUGGACGGCGUGGUGCUGGCCGACAAGUGGGCCGCCGGCACGUGGACGUACCUGGGCAUUUCGACCGCGGGGUUUCCUAACUUUUUCUUCACGUACGGCCCCCAGGCCCCAACGGCGUUCAGCAACGGCCCCAGCUGCAUCGAGAUCCAAGCCGACUGGAUCGUCGAGGUGCUCGAGGACAUGGCCGCGCGGAAUCUGCGCAAGAUGAACCCGCAACGUCGCGCCGAGGAACAGUGGCGCGAGUUGGUGUUCGAGUUGAUCAACGACACGCCGCGUGGGAAGGUCGACUCGUGGUAUAAUGGCGCCAACAUCCCGGGGAAGCCGCGCGAGCAUUUGAACUAUGCGGGCGGGAUCCCCAGGUAUAAGAAGACGUUGGAGGAGGUGAGGAAGGGAGGGUAUGAGGGGUUUGAGUUGUCUUGA
Molecule: messenger RNA, 1695 nt
Organism: Cladophialophora carrionii CBS 160.54
Lineage: Eukaryota; Fungi; Ascomycota; Eurotiomycetes; Chaetothyriales; Herpotrichiellaceae
Exons: 6
Coding region: 1-1695 (564 amino acids)
Molecular function (GO): NADP binding; N,N-dimethylaniline monooxygenase activity; flavin adenine dinucleotide binding
Source: RefSeq, a predicted model, not a curated record